GUGCAUUCGCUUUAAGAACGGUGAUGUGCACGCGCUCGAGGUCAUGUACAAAAUGCUUGGGAUCACGGGCAAAUGGCUGGAUGCUUUCCUAGAGUUGCAGCUGCGUUGGGAGGACGGCUACCUGUGCGUUGCCGAGAACAUGCAGGGCGAACUCGACCUCGUGAAACGCAUCACGGCUGCGCUGCUCCACAUCUGGAGGUUCCGGGCGUGGAGCGAUUCAAGGUGGUGCGGGCUGGGGCAAGGCUGCCGCGCGCUAGCCAGCGGGGCUGUCACUGGACUCAAACAUCUUGUGAAGCAGGUGCUGGAUGAUAAGAGUGAGACGAACUAUUACAUCAAGGGUUUCAAACGGCUCAAAGACCAGGUGUUGUACACGAUCAUCGUCAUAGCUUUGACGAGUUGGCUCAGUGAAUCGGUUCUCGUCAUGGUGCUCGAAGACGACCGGGUGCCUCUAAUCUUGCCGCAGAUGGAUGGUAAGAUCAACGAGAUGCGUGACUUUAUCCUUGCUGUGUCAGAUGAUGCGCUCACUCUCCUUGCGAAGUGUUGCGACGGCAGCGUUCGCCAGAUGCGCCACGACAUCAUCAUGGCGGUCGCGGUGCAGAUUGGGUAUUUGAUGGCACGGCUGCGGACGUACAGGCGGCCCCCAUGGACAGUGUGCAGGGGCGACGUGUUGGAGAACCUCCGCGAGCUCAGGCCCAACUCGAUCAAAGGCAGGCACGCUUACGUCCGCGCCUUGAUCGACCAGGCGAAGGCCCAUUCGGAGCAGAGGUACAACGUCAACCACAAGCUCACGAAGGACAAGAGCGCGGCGCAGAAGAACCUUUACGAGUCGAUGGCUGUCUACAUGCAGGAGGACAAAGUUGAUGUCGUGCGCGCUCAGCUCCAGGAGCAACUUCAGUUGAAGCGAGAUAUCAAGAGGGAGCUCGCGGAGAAAGCGGCCAAGGAGUCUGGGCGACUGAGCUCGGGCUCUUGCCGCUUCAGCGCUGCCCAAAUCAGUGAAUUCAACGACCUGUGCGCGUCCAGCGAGUGGUCGGAGGCCCGCCUCGACGAGUUGCGCUCGCGGGCUUGCAGACCAGUGGGGCCGCCACCGGAGUGGAAGAUCAAGACGCUGGAGGCGAUGGACAUCCCCAGCGCAGGGCCGAAAAACCGUUAUCCAGAUUGGGUACCUCUUGUUUGCACCAACCGCGAGUACUUCUCGAGGUGCUUGCUGCGAGUGUGGCGCGGUGAGGAGAAGGACGAUUACAAGUUCGUCUAUGGAUACAAGCAACCUUGGCUCAUGUGCUGCUGCGCGGUGCACGAGGAAGAGGUCGAGUUGCAUGCGGACGCCCUCCCGCGCGUGGGCUACGCGGCCGCCGACGUGCAUGUAUUCGACCACCGCUUCCGAUGGGAUUGGGUCGGCGGCUGGAGCUAUUCCGACGACGGCGUGUUCGACGGUGUCGACAGGGUCCAGGUUCUCAGCGACUGCAUCUGCAUGGACGGGUACAUCGGCUGCGACGGCGAAUGGACUAAUCUUCUGGAUUUGCUUGACAUUUUGACCCCUGUUGGCACCGCUGGCGCACAGGAGGAAGGCGACUCUGGGCACGGGCCGGGUCCUCUCCCCGCGCCAGAUCCAUGGAUGGAGGACCCUGCGAUGUGGCUGUUCUACUGCGACGCCGAGGCCAAGGGGAGGGAGAAGCGGGCCGCUGGCGAGCCUGAUGACAGCGACUCCACGCUUUCGGACGAUGCCGACGCCCAGAGCCUGGGCUCGGACGACUUGGACGAGAUCGACGCAAUGGAGCGUCUGUGGGAGCGGCGACUCGAGCUGGAGAAGGUCGCCCUUGUACCCUUGCCAGACCUCUUCACCUUCACGCUUCGUGGGGGUAAGUGGACAAAGAAGAACAAAGGCGUCGCCUUCGACGCUUACAUGGCGUUCGCUCGAAAAGGGCCGGGCCGGGCAUUCGUCCGGAAGUAUGGCAUCCAGGCUUCCAGGAGCUACAGCAUUCGCUCAUAUGACGAAGCGGCGUGCUUGACCAUGGUGAACGCAUGGAUCCACAAGUUGUCGUAUUUUUACCAGAGGUAUUUCGAUGACGGUUGCCGGGAUGAUUUCCGGUUUCGGGCCGGGGACAUCCAGGGCUAUCAGGAACCGCCCGAGCUGACUGAGCUUGCUAGGGGGGCUUCGCCGCAGCUCGCCGUCCGCGUGCGGGAGUUGCGGGCGAUCCGGCCGAGGGGAGUUGCUUGA
Messenger RNA from Prorocentrum cordatum, 2215 nucleotides. The record is from the annotation of a GenBank genome assembly. Lineage: Eukaryota; Dinophyceae; Prorocentrales; Prorocentraceae.